AUGUACGGGCCGCUGCCACGCUGCAUGUUUGACUUCCUCGGACUCAACUACCUCGACGUGCGCAACAACUCGUUCUACGGCACCAUAAACCGCGACUUCAAGGGCAUGAACAACCAGCCCACAGCGCAGAACCCCAAACCCGCCGCGCUCAACCUCGCGUCCAACUACUUUUACGGAGAGCCCUUUGUGUAUGCCGCUGGUAGCAUGAUCUGCCCGACACCCGUCAUUCGCGACAUUGACUACCACGAUAUAGCCUCCAUAGGGGCGACCGCAGGCGGGGUGGUGGCGGCAGAUUCAACUUCCGGGCGGCAGGACUAUCGGGUGUCUGUGGCGUAUGAGAAAGGGCAGGCGAGUCUGCUGCAGAACUGCCUGGCAGUGCGCGGCGAGGCGGGGUGCCUCGUGAACGAGACGCAGCGGGCGCCGGAGGAGUGUGCAGCGUUUUGCAGCAUCACGGAGAGUGGCGUGUGCAACGGGGUGGGGGACUGCGUGCCGCCUGAGCCGGGGAGCAGCGGGCAGGGCUUCACGUGCCGCUGCAAUGCGCCGUAUUCCACUGUGCCUGCUGCCAAUGGCAAUGGCUCCUCCUGUGCAAUUCAGACCACCAAGUCCUCGCUGUCAACGGGGGCGAUAGUGGGCAUCUCAGUGGGGUGCUUCACGGGACUUGCUCUCAUUGCCGCGGUGCUCGUCAUCAUGCUCCGCAAGAAGAAGAGACGAGUUUUCCAUAACCACGAUGCACAAAGCCCUCAUGUCCGCCUCUCAAUCGCCUCUAACGCUCCCUUCCUUCCCCCACAUGCGCUUCCCACUCUCCUCCCCACCCCGCCCUCCCAACCUCUCCUCUCCCCAGGCCGAUGGGACGACCUGGAUGUGUGUCAGGAGUUCUCCAUCGCCACGAUACGCAAGGCCACCAACGACUGGGCGGAGGGGAACGUGCUGGGCGAGGGGGGCUUUGCUGUCGUGCGGGCGAUGGCGAGUCUGAACCACAAGAACCUGGUGCGGCUGCUGGGGUUCUGUCUGGACAUGAACGUGGAGAGCGGCAAGCAGGAGCAGAUCCUCGUGUACGAGUUCGUGCCACACCGCGACUUCCAGUACCACAUCCACAAGCCCAAGCGCCCGUUGAACCUGCGGCAGCGGUUGAAGCUGGCGGUGGGGGCAGCGGAGGGGUUGGCAUAUCUGCACGGCUUUGAGAAUCCCAUCAUUCACCGCGACAUCAAGCCAGCCAACAUCCUCGUUGGGGAAAACCUCACAGCCAAGAUCGCAGAUUUUGGGCUGCUCAAGACGCUCAAGGUGGGGGAUGAGACCGCAACCAGGGUGGCGGGCACACCGGGCUAUGUGGACCCGGAUUACAAUCGCACCCAGAUGGUCACCACCAAGAGCGAUGUGUACAGUUUUGGGGUGGUGCUGCUGGAGAUGCUGACAGCGCGCAAGGUCACCAUGGGCGGCAGCUCCCACAUCGGCAAAUGGGCGAGCAAGAUGGUGGCAGAAUACACGCUGGACGAUCUGAGGGACAAGUCGCUGGAGAUUCCCGAGGAGGCCAUUGUGGAGUGGGCUGACCUGGCCCUUGACUGCAUCAAGGCGCCCGGGUCGCGGCGGCCUGAGAUGAAGGACGUGGUGAGGCGGCUGGAUCACCUGCUGCAAACCUACACGGAGGAGUAUGAGGGCGAGAAUGACCUUGGUGGGAUUGUUUCUGGGUUGAGCAGCAGCGCGAGCGAUGCGGGGCUGAGGAGCCAGGCUGGCACGAGCUCAGCCGUUGGAUCGGGAAUGAGCUUCCCAUCUUCCGGGGUGAUGCAUUCGUCGUUUAACAGCACGGUGCAGAGCGGUGUGAUGAGUAAGGCCCCGGUGAGUGGUAUCAGCGAGGUAUCGGGUGUGAGCAUGGCAUCGGGUAAGAGUGGGGCGGCUGGCUCGAGUACGAGAUCAAAGCUGAUGAUGUCUGUGGCGUCUGCACUGGGCAUGAGUGAAGGGGAGAUGGCGGGAGGGGAGGGCGGUGGGGAUAGUGCAGUGAUGCAGCCAGCAGGCGGGAAGACGGCUGGUCACAGCCUUCAGAGCCUCUUGAGUGUGAAGGAGGUUGAGGGGAGAUGA
Messenger RNA from Closterium sp. NIES-65, 2073 nucleotides. The record is from the annotation of a GenBank genome assembly. NCBI's taxonomy places the organism in Eukaryota, Viridiplantae, Streptophyta, Zygnematophyceae, Desmidiales, Closteriaceae.